This is a messenger RNA of Echinostoma caproni, 3528 nucleotides long. The record is from the annotation of a GenBank genome assembly. NCBI's taxonomy places the organism in Eukaryota, Metazoa, Platyhelminthes, Trematoda, Plagiorchiida, Echinostomatidae.
AUGGGUUGUGGUGUGGAUAAAGAUAAAGCCAAUGGAAUGACCGCCGGUGGAGCGGACAUCUUUACCACAUUUGAGUCUGAGGAUCAAGCCACCUUCUAUCAGCCUGGAAUGGAAUUGACCGAGUUGUGGUGUGAUCUGGAAAGAGCUCUUAAUGAAGCUGUACUCUAUCAGCCUUUGAGUUUCCUUGCUCCGUCCCCGCAUCAGGACGACGUUGCUUCUCGGCCACUUGGCUUCCCUGUCAAUCUGGGUGAUUGUUCACCGUAUAGUUUGUGGCGAUCUUCUUUGAUCCCGGACUCGUCUGAUCGUUCAUCAGUAGCUCCACUGUCGUUCCGUCUGAACUCUCCAACUCGAACCAAUCCGGACAGCUGUCCCUUCCCGCUACCCAAUCCGGAUAGUCCCUUAGCGCAAACUAUCCUGCUCUACGCCGGUGUGGAUUUGUGGAAGUCACAUUUGUUUCUCUCCGCGUUCUGCCAACAAACUCGCCAAGUUCGAACACAACUGGACAGUUUCUCUGCCCCCAUAGUAAUAUGCGAAGAUAACGAACAGGAUGAACCUCAAGAAUCGGACCCAGAUGUUACUAUUGGCCCGGUCUCUGAACACUAUUUAUCCUAUCUUACAGCAUCCGCCCCUUCUCCAGUGGAGUUAAGCGAAUCGUUGUGCUCUCUUGAUCAGUGCACAAAUCUGGCCAAGUCCAAGUCAACUUGUACAGAGGCGUCAACAGUCAUCGAGGGUCAAUCCCACUCAACUACAACCGGAUUCUCCACCCUUACCAACAUCGCCGCGUCUGGUCUCAUCCGGUGUCUGAUUUGUAAUUUUCGUGCUCACACUGCGAAAGAAAUGCAACACCACCUUUCUGGAGCACAGCCGUUCACACUGACCAAAUGCGCUUUGUGCGGACAAGCAGUUUGCAUUCGUCACCCAAAUUUGUGCGCAGUUAAGGCGCAUUUACUAUUGCAUUUGGACUGUUAUCUGAUGUGCCCGCAGUGCGGGUUCACGCCUCCGGCUCAUUUGAAUCCAGAUUCUGCUGAACUAUGCAUGCGGAUUCAUCUGCGAUUUAUAUGUUUUCAUUACAACGUACUUCAAGUCUAUUUGUGUGCCCGAUGCCACGACCAAGGCAAGGCGUUCCAUUCACUGACCAAUCUCUGUCAGCAUUAUUUUGAUCGUCAUUCUACUCGAGUGUAUGCGUGUCUGUGGUGCUUGCGAUCGACGACAAAUCAGGUUUCUGUCAGUUCCACGGUUACCGCGUCAGGCACAAACGGGAUAGAAAAACAUUCAUCAACCGGUUAUACAGACUCUGUUCAGGAUGCCUUGGAGCCGAAUCGCGGUCCGGAUGCACCGUCCGAUCCCCAGUCCGAUGGACGUUCCCUGUCUCCGGAAACAUCCGCAACACUGCAGAAGAAGCCAAUUUUUUCGUUUGCCAGCUCCCGUGAACUUUUGUUUCACAUUCGUAACGCCCAUCGUCAUGUUCUGACCCCAUCAACUUCGAUGGCCCCGUCGACCACUUCAGCAUCAGUGACGACCACAACUACUACUACGACAAUCACUGGCAUCAACAACAACAAGAGCAGUGACACCAUCAACUCUACAGUAAUGAUGAUCCGUCCAAGUGACAGCACAGAGGCACUUACGGGCUAUUCUGCAGUCGACGGUGAAGUGACUGCUUCCGAUACAUCCGGUAUCGGUCCGUCCACCGUGAAGUCAUGUACAGCUGCAGAUAAACGUGCAUCCAUCGGAAACGCAGUUGUUACCAGUGACGGCAGCAAUAACGCUGACGCAUUCACCGGGCUCCGUUCUGGGGACAAUCCAAUGCCGUUAUGUUUGGUGCACGGUGUGGACUUUUCGUGCGGGUACAAAUGUUCCGAGUGUAUUCAAGUGUUUGAUAAUCGGGACACAUUCGCGCGUCACUUCCGCUCGUAUCAUCCAUUGGCUUAUUCAUCCGUGUGCUGCUACCGUUGUUUCGGUUCUUGUAAGCGACUGUCUUAUAAACUCGAGGAGUUUCGUCGACAUGCGGCCAACUGUACGAGCGCGCGACGCAUGUUCAUGUACACUUUUACCUCUCAGAGAAACCGUGCGACAAUCUAUCCAUUUGACCACUCCAGUUCUAAUCUAAUGUCCAACAGUUCCGGAAAUCCACUGUGUUUCUGUUCAUAUUGUGGUAUUGGCGCACGCCGCCUCGACAAUCCGACUGUAGUCACUGCACCCGCUACACGUCCAAAUUCACCUAAAAGCCCUAGCGAUUCGCCAGCGCAUCUGGUCAUCGAUGAACAGGAGCCGGAUACUGCUCCGCUAAUCCGAACAUCUUCAAAUCGGUCUAUGAGCACCGAUUCACUGGCUUUGAUGCCUCAACAAGCAACGACUAGAGAACCCAUGUACGAUGCAUGCUACUUCUCCUCUCUGUCCAGUUUGCGAACCCACGAAUCACAGUAUCAUGGAUUUGAAAAUAACAGUCAAAUCGCUUGUCCUUGGUGUGGUCACCGGUUAUCUUGUUACCGACGUCAGGAUUUACAUGUGACCAUAACACAUUUGGGAUCCCAUUUGCGUAAACACAACCUCGCCUCGUGGACAAUGGAAAGAAAAAGACGAUGGAACAAACCAAAUGGAGAUCUUCCACUCUGUUCAUGUGGAAGCGCUCUCCUCGAUUCACCGAUGGCACUCGCUUCACAUUGUUCCGUUCAUUUAUUGUCUCGCAAUCCACUGUUGACACAUCGCGGUGCAUCACUACGUCCAGAUCCUGCAUCGCGAACCAAUCAGUCUGGAACUAUACCUACUUUGAAUGUGACCGAGAACGACUCAGACUCUCCGAUGCCCCUGGACCGUUCCGAUUCCAACAUCAGAUCGGCUUCGACCGCUUACAACCGGCUUCUCCAACCCAUGAGAUCUGUAAUUAGACCCAGUCCCACUGCACAUAUACCUUGUUCGAUGGACGUGUACAGACAUCUGCGAUUUGCGGAAUUUCCCGAUUUGGAUCACUAUUUGAGUGAGGCUUUGGAAGACACUCGGCAACCAUUCGUUUGUCCCAUGUGCGAUUGUCGUACUGCAACACGCUGGGCUCUGACCGAGCAUGCUUUUGUCGAGCAUUGGGGUGUUUUGUGCUUCGUUUGCUGCACGGAUAUCAUAUCCGACACAAAAAAAUCAUAUACGAAUGCGCCAUCAAAUCAUCUGGGUCAGGCCGUCGUGGUUUCGGAUACACUUCAAUCCGAUUCAUCACAUGAUUUAACCUCCAGCAAAUCGCGUCCGCUACGAGAGCUCAGCCCACAAUCUUCUUAUUCAGCCAGCGCACCUACUACUGACCCAAUGAGUGGAAAACAGGACGAUGACGGUUCAUCCUCAGGCAACUUUUGGACUCAUCUUCACCACUGCAUGCACACGCGCGGUCAAGCAGUUCGACGUUCUCGACGCACCUUGCUAGAGACGUCCUCUGAAGACCGUCUUGUUAAUCGUUAUCCUCCCGUGGCUAACAGCGCUUCUCAUGUUUCCCAAGACGACCCAGAUAUGGUCAUUGUUCCACUGGAUCGAGAUCAUGCAUAU